AGUGUUGCCCCAUUUUCUGCUCUCUUUUAGCCUCACACAAGCUUGAGUAAAUGUGUUUAAGCUUUAUAGAUAACCACCAUAAAUACUAUUUUUCCUCUCUGCUUUUAUAUGCUGGUAUUAUAUGCUUCUGCAGUUAAAGCCAGGCAUGCCAGGGUUCUCUUGGCAAAAUGCUGCUGCCUCUCUUUGUCUUUCCCUUUCUAAGAUGAGGAUCAUUUCUCUAACUCCUUAUAUUCUGUAAGCCUAAAAUCUGCUUUGCAUUUCUGUCAGUUGGAAGACCUGGAGGUGACCGUGUCUGAUCAUAUUCAGAAGGUUUUAAAGCCAAACUUUGCAGCUGCAUGGGAAGAAAUGGGAGGUGACUUUGAGAAAGAAGAAACCUUUGCACUUAGUUCCAUUCAAACCCUUGAUGAAGCUGUCAAUAACAUCAUCAAGUUCUUGGGCAUGCAGCCCUGUGAGAGGUCAGAUAAAGUGCCAGAGAACAAGAAAUCUCACACGCUCUACUUAGCUGGUGUCUACAGAGGUGGCUGUGAUGUGCUGGUGAGGUCCAGGCUCGCGCUCGGAGACGGUGUCACCAUGCAGGUGACUGUUAGGAGCAAAGAAGAAACGCCUGUAGAUGUCAUCCUGGCUUCUGUAGGCUGAGUGUUACAGCCCGACUGUGGUGGAAACCCCCUUAGCGAGCACUGGUUGGGUAUUUACCAGCUAUCAAGCAGCCUGUCUGCCCUUCUGCAUGUAGUUUUUACUCCUCCAUUUGGUAUAUUUUGUACGUUACAGUAGUGGCAAUAGGUGGCUGGAACUGAGCCUUUCCCAUGUCCCUUCCCUUGUUGUCACUUCUACAUUCCCAUCUAACUUAUUGCAUCUCUGGCCACUUGCAGUAGAGCAGGGAAGGGAAAAGAGGCAGGUGGGAAGAAAAAUGGCAUCAGACUUUUGUCAAAAUCGAUUUUUAUUAAUAGAAAAUAAAGCCUGGUCCAAGUGGUGGAAUUCAUCUGAAGUACUGGUAAUAAAAUAGACAUCUCUUGUUCUA
Messenger RNA from Neopsephotus bourkii (Bourke's parrot), 1018 nucleotides. Its product is annotated as coatomer subunit gamma-2-like. The transcript is spliced from 3 exons. The coding region runs from base 346 to 636 and encodes 96 amino acids. Gene Ontology annotation, biological process: protein secretion; endoplasmic reticulum to Golgi vesicle-mediated transport; organelle transport along microtubule. The record is from RefSeq and is a predicted model, not a curated record. Lineage: Eukaryota; Metazoa; Chordata; Aves; Psittaciformes; Psittacidae. Gene Ontology annotation, cellular component: Golgi membrane; COPI vesicle coat; endoplasmic reticulum-Golgi intermediate compartment.